AUCCCUGCUGCAUGUGGAAUAGAGUGAAGCUGCAUGACGACCUAUGUAUACACACACUCUCACACUCUUUUUUCUUUUCUCGUGCUGCAUCUGCUCUUCUUUCUGCUUUUUGUCCUCAACUCACAUCGACAGUCGCUCCUGCCAGUUCACUUUGACACACACACUCUCUCUCCCUUGUUCUCCGGAACUACCACACUCAUUCACCAUCCAGGUUCUGCAAUAGCGCUCUGGUAGCCGCUCGACGCAGACUUGCACGCAAGAACAGCAUUAUCGCAUUCUCACCACACAUCAAUUCACUGCUCAUUCAAACACCAUGUCCUCCUCCGUGAAGCUCUCCAUCCUGGCGCUGGCGUCGUCUGCUGUCGCCGCCCGACACGGUCACGUCUAUGGCCAUCACCGCCUGCACGCUUCUGGAACUGGUGGCGCCGCUGCGACUGGCUCCGCCGGUCUGUACCCAUACCCAAACGCCAACGGAACUCGCGUCUGGGGAUCGACUGGCAUGUCCGUUCCAACCGCAUAUGGCUCCUCUUCUGCCGUCGAUGCUGAGCACAGCACUCUUCACUCGACUGCUUACCACACUGCUUACCACACUGUCACAAUGAAGGCCGACAACGCAGCUGCUGUUCCUAGCAGUGCUGCCGCUCCAGCUGGCUACGGCUCUUCGUCCUCACUUGCUGCUGCUCAAUCAGGUGACUCGUGCGCAGCCGUCACCGUGACAUACACGGAAAAGGUCACCGCAACGAUUACCGAAGGUCAGAGUAUACCCUCCAGCACCGACUCUUCUCCAGUCGAUUCUACUCCUGUUGCCUCUGCGCCUGGCUACUCUGCCCCCGCGUACGGCUCAAGCUCCAGCAUCGAUGCCUCUCCAGUGGGCUCUACUCCUGCUGCCUCUGCGCCUGGCUAUUCUGCCCCAAUGUACAACUCAAGCUCCAGUACCGGUGCCUCUCCAGUCGGCUCUACUCCUGUUGCCUCUGCGCCUGGCUACUCUGCCCCCGCGUACGGCUCAAGCUCCAGCACCGAUGCCUCUCCAGUGGGCUCUACCCCCGCCGUCUCUGCGCCUGGCUACUCUGCCCCCGCGUACAGCUCAAGCGCCGGCACUGAAGCUUCCCCCGCUGGGUCAAGUGUCUCCGCUCCUGCAUACUCUGCGCCAGCAAGCACUUCCUCUUCUUCAACGGCCGCGCCGAUUCCAUCCUCCAGCAGCGAGGAUUCUCCAGUCACUACUGCGGCGGCUAGUUACAGCAGUGCCUCGACAUCCGAUGCGAUUACUGCUACCCCCUACGGUGGUGCCAACAAGCAAGGCGGAGUGCACCUCAGCUUGGCACUCGGCUACCCCAGCGCGUCGUCUACCGCGUCGGCUGCUGCAUCCUCCUCGACCUCUUCUGGGUCUUCAUCCGGAAAGCGUGGUCUCGCUUACAACGAUGCUAGCCUUACCUCCUGCUUUAAAGGCUCUCGGGAAAUCACGUGGGCCCAAAACUGGGGAUCUUCCAGCAACGGUCUGAGCAGCGAUUACACUUUCAUCCCAACCCUGUGGGGCACACGCUCCGACUUUGUGGACUCCUGGAACGAGAACGCCAAGGCUGCUAUCAGCUCCGGCUCUACUCACCUCUUCUCCUUCAACGAGCCAGAUCUCCCUGCACAAGCCAACUUGGGCUACGCAGCUGCCGCCACCGCCUACGCACAGUACAUGAACCCGUUCAAGGGUCAAGCCCAGCUCUGUGCUCCCGCUGUCACCAACGGAGGCGGUGACUCCAUGGGUCUCUCCUACCUGAAGAACUUCCUUUCAGCCUGCACGGACUGCCAAAUUGACUGCCUCAACAUUCACUGGUAUGACAGUGCUGAGAACGUCGACUACUUCAAGUCACAUGUGGAGCAAGCGAUCGAACUGGCGAACGGCAAGCCAGUGUACAUCUCGGAGUUUGGUUGCACUGGCUCUGACGACCAGAUCAACAGCUUCCUCCAGGAAGUCAUGCCUUGGAUGGACAACAACAGCAACAUUGCUGGCUACGCUUACUUCAUGGUGGAGAGCGGAAACCUCCUGAGCGGUACUGAGCCAUCCACCUAUGGCCGCACAUACAUGAGCUACAACUAAGAGUGUCACGCGCGUAGUAACUAUGCGUGUGUACCUCCUAGUCGGAUGUGUGUUCUUUCUUUGUGUACAGACUGGGGAUAUCCAGCAAAAAUGCCAGGACGGCCCUUGGUACGGCGUCACGAAUGAGUCCCAACAAUGUCCCUGUGUAACUUCCACUUGUCUUCUUGUACAUGCUUCUUUUCAGGGGAGGAUAACGGUUUGGUUGUGAUUCAGGUUUGCGUACGCGCUCCAUCAGGACGGAUACUGGUAUCAGCAUUGGGCCAUGCGUGACGCGUGAGAUUGGAGGAAAAAGCGGGAUAGGUAGAACAGAAACAGCACAUGGUCGAUAUGAAGCCGCAGCAGUGCUCGUAUUGAAUGAGAAACAUGACCUUUUCGAAGUGCGA
Molecule: messenger RNA, 2472 nt
Organism: Sphaerulina musiva SO2202
Lineage: Eukaryota; Fungi; Ascomycota; Dothideomycetes; Mycosphaerellales; Mycosphaerellaceae
Product: glycoside hydrolase family 128 protein
Exons: 1
Coding region: 314-2089 (591 amino acids)
Biological process (GO): fungal-type cell wall polysaccharide metabolic process
Cellular component (GO): fungal-type cell wall
Source: RefSeq, a predicted model, not a curated record